AUGGCGUCCAACCACCCUGCUUUCAGCUUCCACCAGAAGCAGGUGCUGAGGCAAGAGCUCACCCAAAUCCAGAAUAUCAUGGCCAGCACCAGCAAGAAUCCCAGCACCUCUACCCUCAACACCAUGGCAACCUAUCCUGGCUGCCAUAAGGUCACUCCAAGGUCUGAGACCCCCAUCAACAGUGUCAGUAACAGUUUGGAAAAUGUGCUACAUACAUCAACACAUUCCAUUGAGGAGUCAUUACCCAAGAGGCCUUCUGGGAAGCACUCCAAAGUGAGUGUUGAAAAAGUGGAAUUAAAGGGACUGGCACACAAGAAGAAUGAAAGAAACGUUGAAUAUUCCUUUGAGGUCCUGUGGUCUGAUUCUUCAGUGUCGUUGGUAACCAAAUCUUCCAGUGAAGUGACUGAAUUUAUUUCAAAGCUAUCUCAGCUGUAUCCAGAAGAAAACUUGGAGAAAUUCAUUCCUUGCCUAGCUGGUCCAGAUUCAUUUUACCUAGAACGGAACCACAUGGACCUGGAAUCGGACCUUAGGUAUUUGGCACCAUUACCUUCCCAUGUGGUGAAAAACGACCAUGUUAGAAAGUUCUUCAGCACUUCAUCUCCUUCACAGCAACUUCAGAGUUCAAAUCCUGGCAACCCCUCCCUUUAUAAAGUAGGAACUACGCUGGGAACAUCUGGAAGACCUAUAUGUGGAGUGGCUGGCAUUCAGUCUUCUCAGAAUCACGUUCAGCACUCGGCUGCUGCUCCCGUUGCACUACCCCACUGUUCCCACGCAGGAGGUACCGGCUCAUCGCUGGCCUAUCGCACCCAGAUGGACACCUCUUCUUCACCCAUGUUAAUGUCUUCCAGUCCACAGACCCCUCAGACACAGGAGCAAAACGGGAUCUUAGACUGGCUCAGGAAACUGCGGUUGCACAAAUACUAUCCUGUCUUCAAACAGCUCACAAUGGAGAAGUUUCUGAGUCUUACUGAGGAAGAUCUGAAUAAGUUUGAAUCCCUCACCAUGGGAGCAAAGAAGAAGCUCAAGACCCAGCUAGAGCUGGAGAAAGAAAAAUCGGAGAAACGGUGCCUAAACCCCACGACACCACCUUCGGUUACCAGCAGCGGUGUGGCAAGGGUUCCCCCUACGACGCAUGUUGGGCCAAUCCAGAGUAUUCGUGGCAACCAUGCUGCAGAGCUGCGAGUGGAUGUGGAUCAGCCAGCCCACCCACUGCCCCGGGAGGGCAGCUCUUCCGAGUAUUCCAGCUCUUCUUCCAGCCCCAUGGGGAUCCAGACAAGGGAAGAGAGCUCGGACAGCGCCGAGGAGAACGAGAGACGUUUAGAGAUUCACUUAGACGGUUCAGAAAAGGAGAAGCCAGUGAUGUUACUGAAUCAUUUCACUUCGAGCUCUGCCAGACCCACGGCUCAGGUCUUACCAGUGCAGAACGAUGCAGGCUCCAAUCCGUCCGGCCACCACGCUCUGCCAAUGCAAAUGAUGUCAGCAGCCUCUACUCAUAUCACCCCCAUUCGGAUGCUAAAUUCAGUGCAUAAAUCAGACCGUGGCAAUGCAGACAUGAAGCUACUUUCAUCGUCUAUGCAUUCUCUUUUAUCUUUAGAAGAAAGAAAUAAAGUUUCUCCUGGACCUAGGGGCAGCAUAAAAAUGGAAAAGAGCUUUGGAAAUACAGUGGUGGAUGUAAUGUCUGCCUCUUCUCCCCACCAGCCCUUGCAAGUGCUGUCAGGGGCUCCUGAGAACAGCUCGCCCACAUCUACUAUUAACUUUGGUCCUCGAACCAAAGUCGUACAUGCUUCGACUCUGGACAGAGUGAUAAAAACAGCUCAGCAGCCAGGAUUAAUAGUAGAAACGAGUACUGCUGCCACUGUAACAUCCAGCACAGUCUUCCACGUGGCUCGUCCACCCAUCAAACUCCUGGUGUCUUCGUCUCUUCCUACUGAUUCUGCCAUUGCCGGACAGACUUCCUGCUCCAGUAAUAUGCAAAUAACGGUGUCCCCUGCAAUAAUAAAUCCUCGGACUGCUCUGUACACAGCCAACACCAAAGUUGCCUUUUCUGCAAUGAGCAGCGUGCCAGUGGCGCCAAUGCAAGGCAGCUUCUGCGCAAACAGUAAUGCAGCCUCCUCCAGCAGCCACCCCUCCACAUCGUUUGCCACCAUGGCGAAUUUGCCCAGCUGCCCCGCACCCAGCUCCAGCCCCACGCUCUCGUCUGUUGCCGAGAACAACUUCUACAGCAGCAGCAGCAGCAGCAGCAUUUCAGGACCUUCAAUGUUUCCUUUUCCAUUUCUGCCCUUCAACCCUUUGGGUAGUAACGGCUACAUCAACACGCAGCAGUACAACAGCAGCACGACUUUCCCCGUGGUCCACACCGCUUACAACAGCGGUAUAGCACCGGACUCCGUAAUGACCGGGCAGUCGACGUUUGCCGUACCGCCAAUGCAGAACUUUAUGGCAGGGACAGCAGGGGUGUAUCAGGCACAGGGAAUGAUGGGAAACAGCAAUGGUUCAAGUCACAAAAAAAAUGGGAAUCUCUCCUGUUACAACUGCGGGGCCAGUGGUCACAGAGCUCAGGACUGCAAACAGCCUCCCAUGGAUUUCAAUCGACAAGGUACGUUUAGGCUGAAAUACGCACCUCCCUCUGAAAGUCUUGACUCCACAGACUGAUAUUUUAUCAUCUGGCGAGAAAAUACUGUAAGCCAUGGAGAUAUAAGGAGAUUGAAAUACAAAACUGAGACGUCCAGUUGCUGUUAAGCUUAAUGUAUUUUUUAAUCCAAAGGUGCUUUACUUUAUUAGACUAGGUAGAAAAUCUAGCUUAGGGGUGCAUCAAACCCAUUUUUGAUUGCCAAAUUCAAGCUUGGAUCUUGUUGUUGGAACUUCUGACUCCGUGUCGUAGGACCGAUGUGUGCUGGAUGGAUGGUGGAGCUGGCCGGCUGCAUUUUCUGUUGCAAGUACAACAUCCGACGUACUUUUUUUGCUGGCGAAUGUUGCCAUACGUGGACUUUCUAAGGUGAAACGUCUAACUCCAGGGCAGCUACAUUCUGAAGGGGAAGCUGGAGGCUGAAGGUAGGAGUGGCCAUUCGCCAGAAGGACUUUGGCACCCCUGGGCUAGGUAAAAUGUCUACUUUUUUUCAAAAGUGAUCAGGCACUAAUCUCUGGGAUUUUUAAGGAUUGCACUACAGAAGAAUGUAAAACUCUUCAAGCUUUCUGCACUUUUAGCAGACAGUGUCACUCUGAGACCAGUGCAAGAGGCAAAGAAGUUCCAACUUUUAAAAAUUGGCACCAGCAGGCUAUGUGAAUUAACUACACAAUAAAAAUCUUAAGUCAGUCUCUCCUUUC
This is a messenger RNA of Cariama cristata (Red-legged seriema), 3324 nucleotides long. RefSeq names its product zinc finger, CCHC domain containing 14 (gene ZCCHC14). Gene Ontology annotation, molecular function: nucleic acid binding; zinc ion binding; phosphatidylinositol binding. The record is from RefSeq and is a predicted model, not a curated record. Bases 1 to 2652 code for a protein of 883 amino acids. The transcript has 14 exons. NCBI's taxonomy places the organism in Eukaryota, Metazoa, Chordata, Aves, Cariamiformes, Cariamidae.